AUGGGAGUGAGGGUGGGGCUGGAGCGGCAGCUGGCGGGCGUUUCGCGUGGAGACACGACCUCCAGCGCCCGCAUCCCCCCUCACCUCCCGUUUUGUGUGGAGGGGGCGUUGAGCGUCGACGGCGGCCUGGCUCCAGGGUCGGCCUGGCUCCUCGUUCUCCGUGAGCAGAUCCACAGAUCCACAGAGCCACAGGCCUACAGACCCACCAGCCUGGAGCCGAGGGCGCCGGGACGCUUUAUUUGCUUCACCGGCUCUACACUACCCAUCAACCCACACUUCCAGUGGGCCGCCUCAACCCCAUCCCCGUCCGCCCCCCGGGGUUACACCCUCUCCAGCUCACCAGCCCGAUUCCACCCACCAACCGGCACCUCCACUGCGUGGCCCCAACCCCCUCCACCUCCCAUUCUACGCUGCCCUGACAUCACCCGCCUCCACUCUCCUCUCCCUCCCCCUAGCGCCCCCGAGAGCCCCAACGCCCUGCGCUGGACCAAAAACCUCCUCCCCUGCUCGGAGUUCCUCCGACCCCCCACGUCCGACACCCCUCUCGUGCACGGCUCCUAUGCUCUCUGCUUCUCCCGCGCCGCUGAACACCACCACCCCUCCCAGGCCUACGCUGCCCUCGCCCACUCUGCCGCCCCGCGCCCUCCCGCCCCCCCGAAGUGCCAACGUCCCCCCUGGCAGGUGUCCAGGGAGUGGCAGGUGUCCAGGGGGUGGCAGGUACGACUCGCCCCUCGACGCCUUCGCCAUUCUCUGCUCAAAUCCGCCCUCCGCCCCUCUCGACACUCCGGCAUCCUAGAUGGUCGCGCCGGGGACCAGGUGGUCGCUGUGGGCCGGGGCUGCCGUCCUUUUCGGACAGAUGGAUUGGUGGAUGGACAGACCCCAGGACAGCUGGACAGUCAGACCCCUGGCAGGCAGACCCCAGACCCGCCAAGACAGACGGACAGGCUGGCGGCCGCGGUGGAGGCGCUGGCGGGAGCCCGGGGCCCCGGGGACGCCGCGGGCGCCGUGGGGCGUGAGUUCGUGACGGCGUUCAUGCAGAACUACCAGUUGGGCUAUUCGGCGGCCAACCUGAGCCUGCGCAUCACUAGCCUGGAGGCGGCGGCCGACGUCUCGGUGUCCAGCCACGCGUCCGGCGACGAGUUCCGGGUGACCGUGGCCCCGGGCCAGACGGAGACGCUCGUCAUCCCGGCCUCGGCCGAGGUGACCGGCAGCGACGUGUCCGAGCGGGCGGUGGUCAUCCGGGCCAGCCAGGACGUGGCGGUGCUGGCGGUCAACGCCAAGCCCAACACGGCCGAGGCCACGCAGGUGUUCCCGCUGGCGGCGCUGGGCACGGAGUACUUGGUGCUGACGCCGCCCGGGAGCUCGGCCAAGCACUUCCGCCAGUUCGCCGUGGUGGCCGGGCCCGCGGGCGCCUCGGUGGCCGUGCAGCUGACGGGGUCGGCCACGUUCCGGGGCACCUUCCAGCCGGCGGGCAGCCGCCUGGCCGUGGCUCUGGGCCCCUACGGCGUGGCCCAGGUGCAGAGCACGGCCGACCUGUCGGGCUCCCGCGUGACGGCGAACCACCCCGUGGCCGUCCUGUCCGGCAACACGUGCGUGCAGAAGCACACGAGCUGCAACCACGUGACGGAGCAGCUGCUGCCCACGGCCUCCUGGGGCACCACGUUCGUGGUGCCGCCCGCCUCCUUCCAGGCCCGCUACGACCUGGCCUACGUGGUGGCGGCGGCGCCGACCACCGAGCUGCGGUUCGUGCACGGCGGCUCUGCGGGCUCGCAGGUCCUGCAGGCCGGCCAGGUGGUGGCCUUCGAGGUGCGGCUCGCGCGGCCGCUGCUGCUGCGGGCCAGCGCCGGCAUCCAGGUGCUGCUCUUCGGGGCCGGCGGCGCCAAGGGAACGCUCACCUACGACCCCUACCUUGCCCUGGUCCCGCCGGUGACCAGCUACUGCUCGGCUUACGUGGCGGCCGGCCUGCCCGGCGUCCAGAACCUGGCCGUGCUGGUGGCCCCCUCGGCCGACGUGGCCGGCGUCACCUUGGACGGGGAGACCCUGGGACCCAGGAGCCCGUGGACCACCGUGCUCGGGAGCGACUACUCCUACGCCGAAGUCGAGCUCGGGACAGCCGGCCGGAACCACGCUCUGCGGAUCGCGCAGGGAACCUUCGGCCUGCUCACCAUCGGCCUGGCCCAGGCGAUGGGAUUCGGGACGGGAGCUGCUUGUGGCGAGGGGAGAGUUCGGACCCACGGGAUCGCCUGCCACACUCGCUUCCCCGCCCCUCUCCCCGCGCCCCCACCAGCUUCUCCCCCGAUGACCUCCGAGGUCCGGUGCAACCCCCAGUGUCGGCCGCAAGAGCACUGCGAGCUGGUGAGCGGUAAACCCUCGUGCGUGGCUGAUUCCAGCGCCACGUGUCGGGCGGAGGGCGACCCGCACUACUCGACCUUUGACGGCUUGGCAUUCGACUUCAUGGGGACCUGCACCUACACCCUGGCCGAGAUGUGCGGGGAUGACGAGUCUCUCCCGGCCUUCAGCGUGGAGGCCAAGAACGACCACCGCGGGGACAAGCGCGUGUCCUACGUGAACCUCGUCACCGUCCGCGCCUACAGCCAGAGCGUCUCCUUGGCCCGCGGGGAGUACGGCUUCGCCCGCAUCAACAACCAGCGCUCGCUGCUGCCCGUUUCGCUGCACGACGGACGCCUGCGCGUGUUUCAGAGCGGGACCCGCGGCGUGGUGGAGGCCGACUUCGGCCUGCGGGUCACUUUCGACUGGGAUCACCGGCUGAGCAUCACGCUGCCCAGCAGCUUCUGGGCCCAGGUGUGCGGCCUGUGCGGGAACUACAACGGGAACUCGAGCGACGACAUGGCCACUCCCGACGGCGCGCCGGCCGCCAACCCGGUGGAGUUCGGGCGCAGCUGGAAGUUAGCCGACGGGGACCGUUUCUGUUGGGACGAGUGCCCCGGCGGGGCCCCGACCUGCUCGGCCGGCCAGGUCCAGCACUACAGCGGCCCCCGGCUCUGCGGCCUGCUCAAGCUGCCCGACGGGCCCUUCGGCCAGUGCCACGCCGUCCUGGCCCCCGACCGCUUCCUGGACAACUGCGUCUACGACUUGUGCGUGAGCGAGGGGGACAGGCCCGUGCUGUGCCAGAGCCUGGCGGCCUACGCGGAGGCCUGCCGCGACGCCGGAGCCCCCGUCAGCGACUGGAGGACCCCGGCGGGGUGUCCGCUCUCCUGCCCGGCCAACAGCCGUUACGAGGCGUGCGGCAGCGCCUGCCCCGCCACGUGCAGCGACCAGACGGCGCCGGCCGCCAACUGCUCGCUGCCCUGCGUAGAGACGUGCCGGUGCCUGGCGGGGUUCGUACUGAGCGGCGGCCGGUGCGUGGCCCGCUCCGACUGCGGCUGCGUGCACCAGGGCCGCCCGCUGGCCCCCGGCGAACAGUUCUGGGGCGACGACCGGUGCCAGCAACGCUGCCAGUGCGACGGGAAGACGGGCCAGGUGUCGUGCCAGGCCCAGGGCUGCCUGCAAGGGGAGCGCUGCACCGUGCAGAACGGGCUCCGCGGCUGCUACCCCAUCCGAUUCGGCUCCUGCUCGGCCUCCGGGGACCCGCACUACGUCAGCUUCGACGGCCGCAAGUUCGACUUCAUGGGCACCUGCGUGUAUCUGUUCGCCGGCCUGUGCCAGUCCAGCCCCGGCCUGCGGGACUUCCAGGUGCUCGUGGAGAACGAGCAUCGCGGGAGCCAGACGGUGUCCUACACCCGGGCCGUGCGGGUCAAGGUCUACGGCCACGAGAUCGCCGUCCGCAGGGAACAUCCCGGCAGGGUCCUGGUGGACGGCCUCCUGCAGUACCCACCCCACCAGACGGCGGACGGCCGCGUGGACAUUUUCCGCCAGGGCGAGGAUGCCGUGAUCCGGACCGACUUCGGACUGACGGUCACGUACAACUGGAACGCGCGGGUCACCGUCCGCGCUCCCAGCAGCUACGAGGGGGCCCUGUGCGGGCUGUGCGGGAACUACAACGGCGACCCGCAAGACGACCUGACCCUGCGCGGGGGGGGCCCCGCCCCCAACCCCACGGCCUUCGGGAAGAGCUGGCGGGAGGAGACGGUGGUGGGCUGCAGCGAGACGACCCCUGGCCCGUGCCCGGACCUGAGCACCCUGAUGGGUCAGCAGCAGCAGAGCGGGAAGCAGUGCGGCGUCCUGGUGAACGCGAAUGGGCCGUUCCGCGGCUGCCACGGCAAAGUGGACCCGCAGGGUGUCUUCCAGGACUGCGUCUAUGAUACCUGCCUGCUGCCCGGCCGGCCGGGGGUGGUCUGCGAAGCCGUGGCCGCCUACGUGGCCGCCUGCCACGCCGCCGGGGCCACCGUCACAGCUUGGCGCUCUGACACCUUCUGCCCUCUGUCCUGCCCCGCCAACAGCCACUACGAGCUAUGUGCCCGCGGCUGCCCGACCAGCUGCGGCACCCAGCUGGUGCCCGGGGGCUGCGGCUCCCAGUGCCAGGAAGGCUGCGCCUGCGACGACGGCUACCUGCUGAGCGGCGAGACGUGCGUGCGGCCGGCCCAGUGCGGCUGCUCGCUGCAGGGCUCCUACUACCCGCCCGGCACCUCGCUGGUGACCGGCCCGGACUGUGCCCAGCGGUGCUCCUGCGCCGCCGGGGGACAGCUGACCUGCUCCCCGGCCUCCUGCGGCCCCCACGAGAAGUGCGGCCUCUCCGGCGGGGCCUGGGGCUGCGUCGUGGUGGGCUCGGCCACUUGCUCGGCCUCGGGCGACCCUCACUACACCAGCUUCGACGGGCGGCGCUUCGAUUUCAUGGGGGAUUGCACCUACGUGCUGGCCCGCAGCUGCGGCGAGCGGCCCGGCCUGCAGUCAUUCGCCGUCUUCGUGCAGAACGUCAAGUGGGGCAACGGGAAGGUCAGCGUUACGCGGCUGGUGGCCCUGCAGACAGCCGGAGUCCGGCUCGUCCUGGAGCAGAACCAGGGAGGAGUGGUCAAGGUGGACGGCGUCUCCCUGAAACUCCCCGUGUCGGUGGCUGGCGGGAGAGUCCAGGCGGCUCAGCAAGGCGCCGACGUGGUCAUCAAGACGGACUUUGGACUACGUGUGACCUACGACCUCGUCUACUACGUCCGGGUCGAGGUCCCCGGGAACUACCACGGGCAGGUCUGCGGCCUCUGCGGCGACUACAACGGGGUGGCGGCCGACGACUUCCGGCUGCCUGACGGCCAGACGGUCAGCGACCCCACGACCUUCGGGGCCUCCUGGGAGGUGCCGGUGGCCGGGUCCUCUUGCACCUCAACCUGCCCGGGGGGCAGCCCCUGCCCGCCGGAGACCUGCCCUCCUGCCCUGGAGGACACCUACAAGCAGAACCGCUACUGCGGGCUGCUGACCAACCAGCAAGGUCCCCUGGCGCCCUGCCACGCGGUGGUCAACCCCGAAGGCUACUUUAAGGACUGCGUGUUUGACCUAUGCCUGGGCGGCGGGAACGAGAGCAUCUUGUGCGACAGCGUCCACGCCUACGUGUCCGCCUGCCAGGCCGCCGGCGUAACCGUCGGCCCGUGGCGCAAUGACAAGUUCUGCCCCAUGCGCUGCCCCGCCAACAGCCACUACGAGCUCUGCGCCGAUUCCUGCUCCACUACCUGCGCCGCCCUGGACCAGCCCCCGAACUGCCCCGACUUCUGCUCCGAAGGCUGCCAAUGUGACCCCGGCUUCCUGGCGGCCGGGGCCACCUGCAUCCCGCUGCAGGAUUGCGGAUGCUUCGAGGACGGGAGAUACUACGAGCCCAACGAGGACGUCCUGGUGAACAACUGCCAGGAUAUGUGCACCUGUCACCCGGGUCAGGGCCUCGCCUGCCGCCCUCACAGCUGCCCCAGUGACCACGUCUGCCAGGCCAUCAAUGGCACCUUAACUUGCACCUCCCGAGACCCCUGCCGGGACGUGACCUGCCGGGACAAGGAGACCUGCCAGGGCGGGGUGUGCGUCCCGGACUACAGCGCCACCUGCUGGCUGUGGGGCGACCCGCACUACCACUCCUUCGACGGCCGCGCCUUCGACUUCCAAGGCACCUGCAGCUACCUGCUGGCCGCCCCGUGCGGGCCCGGGGCCGCGGGGCUCCCGGCUUUCGCCGUCACCACGAAGAACGAGAACCGGGGACACCCCUCGGUGUCCUACGUCCGCUCCGUCACCGUUUCCGUCUACGGCCUCAACGUCUCCGUGCACAAGGGGGAAUUGGGCGCAGCGCGGGUGAACGGGGUGCGGACCACCCUGCCGGUGACCCUGGCUGGAGGCCAGCUGACCGUGAAGCAGGGCCCAGGCAAGGCUGUGCUGAACACGGCCUUCGGGCUGAGCGUGACCUACGACUGGAACUGGAAAGUGGAGGUGACCCUGCCCAGCAGCUACCACGACGCCGUGUGCGGGCUGUGCGGCAACUUCGACGGGGACCAGGUCAACGACAUGGCUUACCCCAACGGGACGCUGGCCACCUCCAUCCCCAGCUGGGGCGGGAGCUGGCGAGUGCCCGACCGAGACCCCUUCUGCUGGGACGAGUGCCAGGGGCACUGCCCCACCUGCUCGGACGACGAGAAGCAGAAGUACGAGGACCCCAGAUACUGCGGGGUCCUGACGGCCAGCCCCGACGGCCCCUUCGCGGCCUGCCACGGCGUCGUGAGCCCCGACAGCUUCUUCGACGGCUGCAUCUACGACGUGUGCCUGGGCGGCGGCGCUCAGGACAUCUUGUGCCAGGCGCUGGCGGCCUACGCGGCCGCUUGCCAGCAGAAAGGCGUCUCCCUCGGCGACUGGCGGCCUGGCGCCGGCUGUGCUCUGCCCUGUCCGGAGAACAGCCACUACGAGCUGUGCGGCUCCUCGUGCCCCUCCAGCUGCUCCGACCGGACCCCGCCGUCCCCUUGCCCGGAGCCCUGCGCCGAGGGCUGCCAGUGCGACGCGGGGCACGUGCUGAGCGGGGCGGCCUGCCUGCCCCUGGGCAGCUGCGGCUGCUCGGCCAACGGCACCUACUACCCGCCGGGCGCCGAGUUCUGGGCCGACGCGUCGUGCCGGACCCGCUGCCGCUGCGACCCGGAGCGCGCCGAGCUGCUGUGCGGCGCCGCCUCCUGCGGGCCCGGCGAGGUCUGCUCCGUGCAGGACGGGGGCCUGGGCUGCCACCCGGCCGCCCUCGCCGUCUGCCAGGCUUACGGAGACCCGCACUACGUGACCUUCGACGGCCGCCGCUACGACUUCCAGGGCGGCUGCGACUACCUGCUGAGCGGCCUGUGCCGCCCCCGCCCGGGCCUGGAGCCCUUCCGGGUGGUGGUGGCCAACAGGCACCGCGCCAGCCGGGCCGUCACUUACACCCGCACCGCCACGCUCCACGUCUACAACCGCAGCUUCGCGCUCAGCCAGGAGUUUCCGCGCAGGAUGCAGGUGGAUGGCGUGUUUGUAGACCUGCCCUUCCAGCUCGGCGGGCAGCUCCAGGCCUACAUCAGCGGGCAGGACGUGGUCGUGGCCACAGCCUUCGGGCUGCAGGUGACCUUCGACGGGGACAGCCUGGUCCGGGUGUCCGCGCCCAGCUCCUACUCAGACUCGCUCUGCGGCUUGUGCUCCAACUACAACGGGGACCCCGCGGACGACCUGACGCUGCCCAACGGGACGCCCACCCUCGACCCCUCCGACUUCGGAAACAGCUGGCAGGUGGACGGGGGCCCCGAGUGCGCAUCCUCCUGCCCCGGCGGCUGUCCGGUCUGCAGCAAGGAGGAGCAGGACAAGUACCGCGGGCCCGAGGCCUGCGGGGUCAUCUCCCAGCCGGACGGACCCCUGCGCGCCUGUCACGGCCUGGUGGACCCCAGCCCCUUCUUCGCCUCCUGCCUCCUGGACGCUUGCGAAGCCCAAGGCCACCCCGGUGCUCUGUGUUCGGCCGUGGCCGCCUACGUGACCGCCUGCCAAGCUGCGGGGGCCGAGCUGGAAGAGUGGAGACGGCCGGACUUCUGCCCCGCCAGCUGCCCCCCCAACAGCCACUACGAGCUCUGCAGCGACUCGUGCCCUGCCACCUGUGCGGACCUCUCCGGGCCGGCCGGAUGCCAGCCCAGCUGCCGGGAAGGCUGCGCCUGUGAUUCGGGCUUCGUGCUGAGCGGCACCGUGUGCGUCCCCCUGGCCCAGUGCGGCUGCGUCCACCUCGGCCGCUACUACCCCCUGGGCCAGGCCUUCUACCCGGGCUCCGGCUGCGAGCAGCGCUGCGAGUGCUUGCCGAACGGCGUGGUCAGCUGCCAGGAGGGUCCGGGCUGCGGGCCGCACGAGGAGUGCCGAGUGGAGGCCGGCGUCCCGGGCUGCCACCCCAAGGGCUGUGGCCGCUGUGUGGCCUCCGGCGGGGCCCACUUCAUCACCUACGACGGCCGCGUCUUCGACUUCCACGGCUCCUGCUCCUACGUCCUGAGCCAGCUGUGCCCGACGGCGCAAGGCCAACAGGACUUUUCCGUCAUCCUGGAGAAGGACGCAGCUGGAGCCACUGCCCGCCUGCUCGUCACGGUCGCCGGCCACUAUGUGGUCCUGGGCAAGGGCCAGCAGGCCUCUGUGGACGGGGAAGCGGUGUCCCUGCCCUUGGACGGAGCCGGCUUGCGGCUGACGGCCGAGGGCCGGAACGUGUUGCUGCAGACGAGCAUGGGGCUGCGCCUCCUCUACGACGGAGACGCGCUGGCGCUGCUGUUCGUGCCCAGCACCUACUGGGGCCAGCUCUGCGGCCUCUGCGGCAACUUCAACGGCAACUGGAGCGACGACUUUCGGCUGCCCGGGGGCGCGGUCACCACCAGCGUGCAGGACUUCGGCGCCUCGUGGAAGGCGCCCGGGUCCGGCGCCCAGUGCGUGCACGGCUGCGGGCAGGGGGGCUGCAGGGUCUGCAGCGCGGCCGAGACGGCGCCCUUCGAGGUCCCCACGGCCUGCGGGAUGCUGCGGGACCUGCAGGGCCCCUUCCGCGACUGCCACGGCCGGGUCAAUCCGUCCGAGUACUUCCGCCAGUGCGUGUACGACCUGUGCCAGACGCGCGGCUCUGCGGCCGCCCUGUGCCGCAGCCUGCAGACAUACACGGUGGUGUGCCAGACCGUCGGGGCGUCCGUCCAGCCCUGGAGGAGACCCGACUUGUGCCCCCUGAGCUGCCCCUCCAACGGCCGCUACUCCGCGUGCAUGCGCUCGUGCGAGGGCUCGUGCGCGGCCCUGUGGACCCCCGGCUUCUGCUCCCCGCGCUGCUUCGAGGGCUGCCAGUGCGAGGACGGAUUCCUGCUGUCCCACGGCGCCUGCGUCCCCGUCCGGGACUGCGGCUGCCUCCACCGAGGGCGCUACCUCCCGGUGAACGGGAGCCUCCUGUCCUCCGACUGCUCGGAGCGCUGCGACUGCACGCGCGGGUCCGGGCUGCGCUGUGCGGCGGCGGGCUGCGGGCCCGACCAGGUCUGCGAGCUGCACGACGGCUCCCGGACCUGCCGGCCCUCACGGGGGCUCUGCUCUCUCGCCGCCGGGAACAAAUUCACCUCCUUCGACGGGGCCCAGGGCCCCGUCGUCCGCUCGGGCAACUUUGAGCUGUCGGUCCCCUGCCGGCGCGGCCACGAGCCCUGGUUCCGCGUGGUGGUCGGGCUCCGGCACAGUCCCGCCGCCGUGACCGUGGGCAGCAUCUUCUUCCGCGACGGGGUGGUCACCGUGACCCAGCAGUCCGGCGUCUGGGUGAACGGACGGUCCGUUUCCCUCCCGGCCCGGGCGUUGGCCGGCGUGUGGGUCGGCCGCGCUCCGGACGGGUCCUUGGUGGUGCAGCAGGAGGCCGGGGUCCGCGUGCGCCUGCAGCCCAACGGGGAGCUGGACGUGACGGCCCCCGAUGCCUUGGCCGGCGCCAUGUGCGGCCCGUGCGGGAACUUCGACGGCGACGAGACCGACGACCUGCGGGAGACCCGGGACAAGAAAGCGGGCAACAUGCAGGAGGUGAUGGACAGCUGGAGGGCGGAGGACUUCUUAACCUGCCACGCCUGAGACCCCACACCUCCGGCUCCCUCUCCCCUUCCCCCCAGUAACCAGGCCGAGGAGGAUCACAGAGAAGACCUAGGCCGGUAGUGGCUGCCAGAAAAGACCAAUAAAAAUCUUC
Messenger RNA from Tachyglossus aculeatus (Australian echidna), 10084 nucleotides. It is a transcript of the gene FCGBP, whose product is annotated as Fc fragment of IgG binding protein. Gene Ontology annotation, molecular function: protein binding. Lineage: Eukaryota; Metazoa; Chordata; Mammalia; Monotremata; Tachyglossidae. The record is from RefSeq and is a predicted model, not a curated record.